Etheostoma spectabile (orangethroat darter) is the source of this 4870-nucleotide messenger RNA. It is a transcript of the gene pof1b, whose product is annotated as POF1B actin binding protein. The record is from RefSeq and is a predicted model, not a curated record. Gene Ontology annotation, cellular component: actin filament; bicellular tight junction; adherens junction. Gene Ontology annotation, molecular function: actin filament binding. Lineage: Eukaryota; Metazoa; Chordata; Actinopteri; Perciformes; Percidae. Gene Ontology annotation, biological process: actin filament organization; epithelial cell morphogenesis; bicellular tight junction assembly.
UCUGAACCCCCGCCUCCUCAGCAGUAUUUGCAUAGGCCUACUGAGAAGCAGAGCACCUCCCUCAGUAUGUUGGGUUUCCUUUUCAUGGAAGAACUCCUCUAACCGGACUUUCCACUCCAGUUUCCCAGCAGAGAAGGAAGUUAAACUGGGGUGGUUAAACUCUCCACCGCUGAAAAACACUCACAGGAAAACAACUUCGAGGAACCAGCGUGGUUUUGUGACGUAUUUGACUCCCAACUUUCCGCGGUUGUUGUUUUUCUCUCUCUAGGUUUUUGUGGGGGGUCUAUAAGAGCUGAUCCACUCCGCCGAUCCAUCAAGAUGUCUGUCCACACGACCCAGAAAAGGACGACGACCUACCAGACCGUGAACGUGGCCUCUCCGGAGCCGGUGACCAGCACGGUGAUCUCCUCCGAGUCGGUGUCCCCGAUGCCGUACGCGAUAAACGGCAACUAUGAGACGAUGCGGUACCUGGUCCCGGUGCAGCAGGCCGUGCAGCAGCAGUCCUACAUCCCGGUUCAGCAGCAGCAGUCCUACAUCCCGGUGCAGCAGCAGCAGUCCUACUACGUGAUCCAGCAGCCUAACGUCAUGAUGCAGCAGCAGCCCAUCAUGCAGCAGGUGGUGUCCCCGGUGUACCUGCAGAGAAUGUCACACCUGAGCGUCAGCAGCCAGGACUCCGCCGACCUGAUGUACCAGCAGCAGAGCACCACGGAGAGCAUCAGCAGGAAGUCUUCUGUGUUCAGCCACUCAUCCAGUCCUAUCAAGAGCCCUGAGCCAAGUGCUGAGGAGGAGGGAGGAGGAGGAGGAGGAGGAGGAGGAGGAGGAGGAAGAACAGGUGGAGGUGGAAGAGGUGGAGAUUGUCAACGUUAUACAGCAGAAGCCGCUGAGUGUAGAAAAGAUCUCCAGGACGGAGGUGAAGACCAAGCUGAGAGAAAUUCCCGAGCCGACCAAGUUGGACACGCGUUACUUUGGCGAGCUGCUGGCCGAUGUCUACCGGAAGAACUGUGACAUCCACUCCUGCAUCUCUGAGCAUGUGUCCAAGAUCCGUGGACAGAAUCACCAGCUGGAUCCCAGCAAUGACUACAAGGUGGAUAGAGAGGAGGUGGAGGCUUUGCUUCCCAAAGGAGCCACUGAACUGACCAAACAACAAAUCCGCUACCUGCUGCAGACUCGUGUCACUGCAGAUAAGAGCAUGCGCCUGCUGCUGUCCACCUUCAGCAGUCUGAGGGAGGAGCUCCUCCACAUGUCUGAGGACCUGCGGCGUCUGGAGAGUGACAAGGAGUCUUUGGAGAGAGAUCUGAGUUUCAAAGCAGACCAGGCUCGGCAGUAUGACUGCCUCCUGGAGGCCGUCCGAGAAAACAACAGACAGCUCCAGAUUUCUUUGAAGGAAAGCAGCAGCGCCCAGCGUUCCCUGGAGAGCCAGCUCCUGAGCUCCCGGAGCAGCGACUCGAGCCGCGACUUCAGGAUCAAAGAGAUGGAGGGGAGGAUGAGAGCAGUGGAGAAGGAGAAUGAGAUACUCCGACAGAAGCUGGCAGGUCAGGGCAGCAGCACCAGCCUGCAUAUCAAGACAGAGGAGUUGUCACGACAGUACAAAGAUCAGCUCAACUCUUUGAGAGAAGAAAAAGACCAGGAGAUACAGAGGCUGCGGAACCAGAUAACCACGAUCAGGACGGAGGUCACCACCGAGAACUCGUCCUCAGACCAGAGUCUCCAGCUGAAAAUCGCAGAGCUGCUCACCACUUUGCAGCAGCGGCAGACCACCAUCACCCGACAGGAGGAGGAGAUCAGGAGGCUGAUGCAGGAGAGGAGUGACAGCUCCAAGAACCAAGUCACCAAGACCAUCAUCACAAAGAGGUACAGGAACCAGUACCCUCUCCUUGGUCUGUUGAGCGACGACUACAAUGCCACCUCGCCCGUCAAAGAAGCCAAGACCAUUGUCAUCGAGAAAACUGGGGAGAUGUACAAGCAGGAAAUCAUUACAACCCCUUAAAAGACACACUGCUUCUCUCCGACAGGAAUGAUUGAACAUAGAGAAGACCCAGACGUCACCCACCCUUCCACUCUGCAUGCUCCCCCCUCCCCUUUCGCUUCCCUCCCUCAUCCUCAGGGCUCCCAGGCUUGGUGAUGGUUGAAAUUGCCCCCCCUUCCCCCCGCCCCAUAUUUGGGAUUGUUUGUUCAAGUCUUUGGUUUGAUCAAAUUGGGCUGGUACCUGCUUUAUUUAGGCUUACUAUGACAAGGAAACAAAUCUAUGCUACAGCCAGUAGGUGGUGCAAUGAAGCGUGACAACUGGGAACUGGUUAAGAUUUGAACAGAAGACAGUUUUGUUAAAAAAAAAAAUCUGAGCAGGGAUGAUUUACUAAUUGGCACAAACAGCUACUUCCUCUACUCUAAAGGUUUAAGUUGUAAACAUGUCAGAUCACAGUUAACCAAGUAAACGUUGGCUAUGUCCCCAACUGGCCUUUGAUCGGCUGCCCUCCAUACUGCCCGCAGUAGUUGAAACUGAAUGUCAUGUGGAAAUGUUAAAAAUACAAAAUGUACAGAGCCCCUGAGGUGACAUGGAGGGGGGAAAAAAAUCAAGGGAAAAAGAAAUUACUGAACAAUCACUUUUGUGAGAUCUUGACUUUGACAUGGAGAAAAAAAAAGAAGCUUUUUUUGUUCCAGUAAUUGUUUUCCCCCUCCAUGUCAAAGUCAAGAUCUUGCAAAACAAAUUCAAGAUCUUGCAAAAGUGAUUGUUCCAGUAAUUUUUUUUCUUCGUUGAUUCCCCCCCCCAUGUCACCUCGGGGGCUCCGUAAAAAUGCGAAUGAGGUUGUUAAAAAUUAAAAGUCCAUGGUACUCUAACAUACUCUUUUUCAAAUUGUACAUAUAAGCUCUUGAUCUGACUAUGUACAAUAACACUAAAACAUGGUCUACAAUAUUUUAAUGAAAAAAUGGGUUUGGACCAGGUAAAUAAAUGAUUAGCGCUCUGCAGUAGGGUUGGGAAAUGACGAUACAUUGCCUGCAAUUAAAUCACUAAACGUGAUUUUGUGAUAUAUUGCAAGACCGUCAUCUGUGAUACAUUACAAUGUAUGUAACUGAAGAAAAGUGGGAGACUAUAUGUGAAAAUAUCUAAAAGUCUAGGAGUUUCCUGUAUUUGAUGUGAGGCACAAACCAGGAAAAGGCCAAACGGUUCAGAAACAUUUUGGAGUAAAAGAAAGUUGCAGCAUGGUCUCAGUAUCACAGGAGAUUGUUUUGGGAUAUAUAACUGUAUCGAUUAUUUGUCCCAUCCCUACUUGGCAGCACAUAACUUACAUUAAGUACAUUAAAGCCUGCAUGCUGUCUUCCCUCGAAUCAAAAGGGGUAUAUCACGAAAAUGCUUGGAUGAAAGAUAGCUGCCAAACAAAGGGAAAUUGAUGGAGUGUCCCGAAUCUAUACUACAUGCUAAUUCUUAGCAGGGUUUGAGUAUGUUUCCACACAUACUCAACCCAGAUAGUAUGUACAUAUAUAUAUAUAUAUAUAUAUAUGAACAGCUGCUCACAAGUGGAACUAAUUUAAACAUGGAUGAUAAUGAGAUUCCUAAAAUAUCUUAAAAAACAAAAAGCUAUCGCUUCAAAAAUAAAUGCUUUCUCUGUGAAGUUUAAUUGGCAGCGAUGGCACCAAUGUCAGAAGUAUUUAAUAAUUUCAUGAUAACCAUUGUAGUACAUACUGUAUGAGAUUAUAUUUUAUGGAUUUGGAAAAGUUUGAAAUCUAAAAUUAGUCUUUGUAAAUUUGUCAUUAUCUGAUCAAUUACAAUGCCCUCUCUCUCAAAAGACAGAAAGGUCCAUGUUUUUCAUAUAAUAUAGUUCAGGACAAUUUGGUUUCAUCAUGAGUUGAUCCUUUGCUGAGGGCUCUGGUCUUUACUUCACAAAUGUCCUGACUAUGGGGCUUUCUGAAGAGAAGACAAUGCGCUGAUGUAGAACCAUAUGUCACCUAGGUUACCAAACGCCUCAGCUUCCAGUUGUCACUAAUGCACGUUUAAGACAAGACUGGCACCAUUGAGCAUGUAGCAUGAGAUCCUCCUCAAAGCCACCACAGCCAUGUUAGCGCAGGGGAUGAGGAAGUGGAUGUGUUACUAUGAUUGCUUCUCGUGUAAAUAUUUGAUGUAUAUAUAUAUUGUAAGAUGGGCACGCUCAGUGAAUGUUUUCUUCUGUGUGACUGUACUUUGAUCAAGUAGUUUGCCUUGCUUUUGUGUUAGAUGGUAGUUUUUAUCUGUGUAAUUCUUUUAAAAAAAGCUUUUUAUUUUAAGGUUGGGAUAUCUUGAUAGACUCAGAGCUGCAUGGGUAUGUGCUGUUUACAUGUAGCUCUGAUUUGUUUAUGUGUGACAGAAGAUCUGGGUCAAAGCUGUCUAAUGUCCGUGAGGUGUAAUGCGUUGCCGUGGGUGGCACUGGAGCUUGGUUUUAUGGGCUUUUAUGAUGGUGGAAGAACAUUUUAAAGCACAAUAUUAUGUAAGAGGUUUAUUGAGUUUUUCUGUCUGAGUUUUCCUGGUUGCCUCUGUUCCAGCCUUUGGAAGCAUGUUGGGCUGCUUCAUGUCCACUGGGAGUUCGUCCUAAAGGUGCUGCGCCCUGUUUCACUGAUCCGCAGGUUGAUGGCAGUUCUGGGUAGGAAGUUUUCAGAAAAAACAACACUGAAACUAGCCGACUUUACGCUGAAGCUGUUUAUUUAUUGUUGCUCCUCUGAGCCUAAAAGUCUGCUACAUUGCAGACAUUGAUGUUUUCACCUUCCUGUUACCAUUGAAACAAGAAUCUAUUUGUGGUUCCCAAACCAGCUUCAUCCUACGUAUGAUAGCUGCAUAUGUAUUGAUAGUGAUAAUAAGACGUGACUUAUACAGAGAUAACAGGGAAAUUGGUUUAACGACAAA